CCGCUCAGGAUACACGGUAGUUCAAAAAGGGAUAGAAGGGCAACUGAUCGUGUGACGAGGCAACCCCAAAUCACUUCCGUCACACUCAACCCAUCGGAGCAAGCAAUGUGUGGUCAACGCUGCUUGUACUGCCAUCGCUCAACUUGUUGCUUUUGCCCUUGCUCGCAAACCGGGCUCCCUCCGUCUGGACUGCCGUGUACUACUGUAUGUAGUGCGCCUCUUGCGCGUCUGAUUUCGUCACCGCUUUCUGCCGCCCAAACCUGAUUCGGCAGCGAUAUAAGGGGUCCUCCCCUUUCCCCUUGACCAGUUUUCUCAAAGUGUCACUAUUACGAAUACUGGGUAUUGUCGGUAUUAUUUUUAGAUCCGCCGUUUGUGGAAUCUCCUACCGCUCGCAACACGUACUCCAAAAUUGAAAUCGACACCUUGACGGCAGACACACGCGUACCAUAGAUAACCCUGUAUUAACCCUUUUCUCGGACCGUACCGAGGUCUCGGUUACAAUGGUUAUCAGCGGUGAAAAUGGAAUUCAUCGCAAUGGCGAGGUGAACGGGGACAAGCACCGCAUUCGCUAUAUUCCCCUCUCCUACGAUAGUGCCAACUCGCAGGAAUCCGCGCUUCAGCUGGUGCUGUCCAUCCGCCCGGACUGGAAGCUGCCCGGCUCGAACGUUGAGUUUGUGCGCUUCACCGAUGGCAUCACCAACACCCUGCUAAAAGCGGUUAACAAACGCCCCGAGCUGUCCAAGGAUGCGAUCGACAGGGAGGCCAUUCUACUCCGAGCUUACGGCCACGGUACCGACCUCAUUAUCGACCGCCACCGCGAGACACAGAAUCAUGAGCUGCUCACGAGGUACGGACUGGCGCCGGAACUUCUUGCGCGCUUCGAGAAUGGCAUGAUGUACCGCUUCAUCCGGGGCGUUGUCACCCACCCGGACGAUUUGCGGAAGGCCGAUAUCUACAAGGCCGUGGCGCGCCGACUGGCGGAGUGGCACGCUGUUGUUCCCUGCAUAACGGGCCACACGGGACACAGCCGCAAGAACUCAAAGGUGGAUGGGCUUUCCAAUCCGGCGCUGGAUGGCAACUUUGGGGAUGCAGAGUUUCAGCAGGCUAUUGACAGCGUCGCACCCGGAAAGCCUCCGCCGAAUGUCUGGACAGUCAUGCAGAAGUGGAUAUUUGCCCUGCCGACCGAUACGGAGGCUCAAAGGGCGCGGCAGGCGGCGCUGCAGCAGGAGCUAAAAACACUCGUUUCUGAGCUGAGCCAACGGCCGGGCCUGGGUGUGAAUGGGCUUGUCUUUGCGCACUGCGACCUUCUCAGCGGCAACGUGAUCGUGCUGCCCAAGACCGAAAAGAGCGCCGAGACGACAGUGACCUUCAUCGAUUACGAAUACGCCACCCCGUCACCUGCAGCUUUCGACAUCGCAAACCACUUCGCCGAAUGGGGUGGCUUCGACUGCGAUUUCAGCGUCCUGCCGACGCGUGCACAACGCCGCGAGUUCAUCACCGAAUACGUCGACUCAUACUUGAAGUUCCUCGAGAAGAAGCGGCCAGGUGCGGCCGCUGCCGUCGACAAAGCCGCCGAAGUCGAGAAGCUGCUCGCCGAGGUGGACCAUUUUAGGGGCGUACCCGGCUUCUACUGGGGCAUCUGGGCGCUCAUCCAGGCGACCAUCUCCCAGAUAGAGUUCGACUACUCCUCGUACGCCGAGACGAGGCUGGGGGAGUACUACGCCUGGCGAGAUGAGGUGACUGGAGAACGGGCGAAGUCUGGGAAGGAGAUGCCGCUGCGGGAGAGGAGAUGGGCUCAAGAUGAGUAGAGUGGUCUUGGCCGUCGCCGGCCUAAAAAGCACUUGUUUUUGUACUCUGGGGAGUUCCUGGUCAGGCUUGCUAGGGCGUUCAUUCAACAUGGCUAUAGCGUAUAUGCUGUUUACGGAGUUCAGGGGUAACGAAAGGUUACUGCUAAAUUGGGGUUAUUAGAAGGGCCAGAAAUAAAACGGCGUGAGUAUGGGAAAUAUAAGACUAUAAUUUUUCAACAAACCUGCCGGUCUCAAUUUCGAAAUAGCGGCGCCUCCUGCUCGAAUCCCCC
Messenger RNA from Chaetomium strumarium, 2077 nucleotides. Its product is annotated as kinase-like domain-containing protein. Gene Ontology annotation, biological process: phosphatidylethanolamine biosynthetic process. Lineage: Eukaryota; Fungi; Ascomycota; Sordariomycetes; Sordariales; Chaetomiaceae. Gene Ontology annotation, cellular component: cytoplasm. The transcript is spliced from 2 exons. Gene Ontology annotation, molecular function: ethanolamine kinase activity. Bases 501 to 1808 code for a protein of 435 amino acids. The record is from RefSeq and is a predicted model, not a curated record.